AUGGCUUCAUCAUCCGCAGCCGAGGAGACGAGCUACGACUUGUCUGUGCCGGAAGCUCUACUCAGCUUCCUCGAAGAUGCCGGCAUCCGCCUGGUGCGCCUCGAGUACCUGGUCGAGCUCUCUGCCUCCGGCAGGCCUUUGCCGCGCCGUCAAGAGGCGGAGAAGGAGAAGACGAGCUCAGGGGCGCCGGCGCUGGUAGAGAGCAGCGAGCUCAAAGAAGUGAGGAUUGACCCCAACACAGCCCACAUGUCUGUGAUGCUCCGGCACCCAGUUCCCAGACGGGUGCAAGUCCACCUCGUCUCCAUCAGCCACAUGUGGGAGAGCAUGCAGCAUCCGGAUCCGUGGAGGUUCCAGCUGGAUGCCAUCGUGGAGGAGUUCCGUCCCCGACUCCUGGAUUCAGUAGUUUGGAUCUUCUACGACUUCGUUUCCUUGCACCAAUACACCAGAAACGAAGAACAAGAGAUGCUUUUCCGACGGGCGCUCCGCGACAUUUUUGUCAUGUACUCCCACGAUGCCAUGGAAGUUCAUCGCAUUGAGACAUUGACUCCGGAGAGCGUGCGAGAAAGGUGCGCGGCAGCGCACGGAUCCAAGAUCUUCGUUUACUGGAAGGAGGAGCAGAAGAUGAUGGAUGUACACAUCUCUCAGCUCAAGUGGAACGAGACGCCCUACGAGGAACGGGGCUGGUGCCGGUCCGAGAAGGAGUGGUCUGCGUUGCGGACUUGGAUGAAGGGCGAGAAUCCGGUGCCGCUCCCACCAUCCAUGUUCCGUGCACGGAUGCAGCAGCUGAAGUUUACACACAGGGAGGACUCGGAGAAGGUCUUCAAGCUCCAGGCGAAGGUCUUCCACCAGAAGGCCGAGUCCACCACCAAUCUCCUCAUCGAAAACCUGGAUGACGACAAGAUCGCCGUUCUGGCUGCAGCUCUGCCUUUCUACACCAAGCUCAAAGAGCUCGUGGUCAUGGGAAGCCCGAAGAAUGCUUGGAAGGCGGCUUUGGGAGUGGUGGAAUCCGGUGCCUGCAGUAUCGAGAUCGCUUGCGAGAAUGUGCGAGACGAAGAUGCGAUAGCUUUUGCGGCCGACUUGUCCAAGGAGAACUGCAAUCACUUAGAACAGCUGCACCUAAAAUGCGAGACGAUGGGUGAGCUGGGCAGGCAAGCCCUCGAGCAGAUGAUGCAGCGCCACAGGGCGAGUCUGGUGAUUUCCAUUCCAGACCGCAGUCGGGGCUACGUCGAGCAGGGGAUCGAGCCAGCGGCGGCUUCGGAGACUUGCGUGACGCUGCGCAUCCUUGUCUUCAAGCGCAGCCAACCCCGAAUACUUGCAGAAGCCACGGCUGCCGGUCCCGCGCACGCCGGGAAUAAAACCAGUGCGAGUGGUCCGUUGGAGCCGCAUGCGUCCGGAGGUGGCAUGAUCUCGAGCUUCCCACAGCCCAUAGAGGCAGGUUCGGACCAGGUCAAGCAGGCCGUGAGCGUCCAUUGCCUGGCAGGGUCCAGCUUUGAGCUGGAGGUCAACUCUGCCCAAACGGGGUGGGAUGUGGCGGAACACAUCGCAAGCAGAAGUGGCCGUCCUGCAGAGACACUCGUGCUGACAUCCGGUGGUUGCGUCAUCGAUCAACGCGAGCCGCUGCUGCGUCAAGUGCAGCACGGCGAGAUCACGUACGUGGUGCAGAAGCUUGGCGCGGGUCGAGCCGCAAGAAGUUGGCAGCGCCUUCUCGACGAGAAGACAUUGUCCGACACAGAUGUUGCUGCCCUAAACGAAACCGUGUCACUCACGUGGAGCGUCAAGCAGAGCUUGAAGGGCAUCCAACUUCCCAGCAGCCUGCAGAGUUUGACGUUUGGCAAGGAGUUCAACCAGAGCCUUGAGGGCAUCCAACUACCCAGCAGCCUACAGAGUUUGACGUUUGGUGAAUGGUUCAACCAGAGCCUGGAUGGCAUCCAACUACCCAGCAGCCUGCAGAGUUUGACGUUUGGCUUGAAUUUCAAUCAGAGCCUGGAGGGCAUCCAACUACCCAGCAGCCUGCAGAGCUUGACGUUUGGCCAAAAGUUCAACCAGAGCCUGGAGGGCAUCCAACUACCCAGCAGCCUGCAGAGCUUGACGUUUGGCAACCAGUUCAACCAAAGCAUGGAGGGCAUCCAACUACCCAGCAGCCUGCAGAGUUUGACGUUCGGCGACAGGUUCAACCAGAGAUUGCAGCGCAUCCAACUACCUAGCAGCCUGCAGAGUUUGAGGUUUGGCUACAGCUUCAACCGGAGCCUGGAGGGCAUCCAACUUCCCAGCAGCCUGCAGAGUUUGACGUUUGGCAGCGAGUUCAACCAGAGCCCUGAGGGCAUCCAACUACCCAGCAGCCUGCAGAGUUUGACGUUUGGCUUCAUGUUCAACCACAGCUUGGAGGGCAUCCAACUACCCAGCAACCUUCAGAGUGUAACGUUUGGUGGCCAGUUCAUCCAGAGCCUGGAGGGCAUCCAACUACCCAGCAGCCUGCAGAGUUUGACGUUUGGCGACAGGUUCAACCAGAGCUUGGCGGGUAUUCAGCUACCCGGCAGCCUUCAGAGUGUAACGUUUGGUGGCCAGUUCAACCAGAGCCUGGCGGGCAUCCAACUACCCACCAGCCUGCAGAGUUUGAGGUUUGGCUACAGCUUCAACCGGAGCCUGGAGGGCAUCCAACUUCCCAGCAGCCUGCAGAGUUUGACGUUUGGCGACGAGUUCAACCAGAGCUUGGAUGGCAUCCAACUACCCAGCAGCCUGCAGAGUUUGACGUUUGGCUUGAAUUUCAAUCAGAGCCUGGAGGGCAUCCAACUACCCAGCAGCCUGCAGAGCUUGACGUUUGCAGCCUGCAGAGCUUGA
This is a messenger RNA of Symbiodinium sp. CCMP2592, 2838 nucleotides long. NCBI's taxonomy places the organism in Eukaryota, Dinophyceae, Suessiales, Symbiodiniaceae. The record is from the annotation of a GenBank genome assembly.